Molecule: messenger RNA, 1524 nt
Organism: Dictyostelium discoideum AX4
Lineage: Eukaryota; Evosea; Eumycetozoa; Dictyosteliales; Dictyosteliaceae
Exons: 1
Coding region: 1-1524 (507 amino acids)
Biological process (GO): RNA metabolic process; RNA catabolic process
Cellular component (GO): cytoplasm
Molecular function (GO): nucleic acid binding; RNA binding; RNA-DNA hybrid ribonuclease activity
Source: RefSeq, a predicted model, not a curated record
AUGUUAUCAAUAAUAAAUAAACACCAAAAAUUUAAAAAUUUAUCAAAACAAAUAAAUAAUAUAUAUUUUAAUCAAAAUUUAAUAUAUAAUAAUAUAUAUGAAAAUAAUAAUAAUAAAUUAUAUUAUAGUAAUAGUAGAUCAACAUUAACAUUAACAUCAACAUUAACAUCAACAUCAACAUCAUCAACUAUAAAUAAAAAACAAAUUAAGAUUAAAAAUAAUGGUGAAACAAUUAAAAUUAAUAAUUAUGGUAUUAAUAAAUUUAUUGAAGAAUUUAAUUAUCCAUAUGAUGAUAUAUUAGCAGCAACAACAACAAUCAAUGGUGGUGGUGGUGGAGUUGAUAAUUUAAUGGUUCAACCAAAAACUAGUUAUAAAGAUAAAUUAGAAGUAUUUGAAGAAGUUUUAUCAAUUAGUAUGGAUGAAGCUGGUAAAGGUGCAUUAUUAGGACCAUUAUUUAUAUCAUGUGUAGUAUUAGAUGAUGAAAGUGAGAAAUAUUUAAAAAGUAUGGGAGUAACUGAUAGUAAAAAGUUAUCACCAAAACGAAGGGAAUAUCUAUACGAUAUUAUCAUUGAACAUGCAUUAUACUAUCAAACUAUUAUACUCACCUCUGAAAAGAUAGAUCAACGUCGUGAACUUCAUACUAUGAAUCAAAUUGAAACCAAUCUAUUCUACCAAUUAAUUAAAGAUUCAAUUAAUAAUUUACCAAAGAAUCAACAAUGUAAGAUUAUAAUUGACUCGAUUGAAAUGAAUACUCAAAAGUAUUCUCAACCUUUUAAAAUGGAAUUCCCACCACCACUUUACCAAAUCUAUUGUGAGACUAAAGCCGAUCAUAAAUUCAUUUCAGUUGGUGCUGCAUCAAUAAUUGCAAAAGUUGAACGUGAUCGUUGGAUGAAACAAUUGGAAACCAAUACCUCUCACAUCAUUGGUUCAGGUUAUCCAAGUGAUCCCCUAACUAUAAGCUAUGUAAAUAAUUUCUUUAAAAAAUAUUAUGUUUAUCCAAAUUCAAUGAGAAAAAGUUGGAAAUUUACAGGUGCCGAUAAAGAAUUUGAUAAUUUAUCUUCAACUUUAGAUGAUGGUAAUAAUAAAAAUAUUAUUGAUCAAGAUGAUGAAUUAUUAUCAUUAAUUCACAAACAAAAAGAAAGAGAAAAUAAUUUAUUAAAUUUAGAAUUACAACAAUCAUUUUCUUCUUCUUCUUCUUCUUCCUCUUCCCCCUCUAAUAUAAAUUCUUUAACAAAAAAAGAACAAAGAGAAUUAUUAAAAAAAGAAAAAGAAUCAUUAAAAUUGGAAAAAGAAGCAUUAAAACUAGAAAAAGAAAAUAAAAGAAAAGAAAAACAAUUAGAAAGAGAGAGAAAUAAACAAAAUAAACCACCAACAACUAAACAAAUUUUAGAUUUAUUAUUAUUAAAAUUAAAUAAUUUAGAAUCUAAAAUUGAACAAAUUCAAAAGAAACAAGAAAUUAUAGAUAAUUAUAAUAAUAAUAAUAUAAAUAGUAAUAAUAAUAAUAAUAAUAAUAAUAAUAUUUGA